This is a messenger RNA of Abrus precatorius (Indian licorice), 611 nucleotides long. Its product is annotated as CASP-like protein 2D1. The coding region runs from base 36 to 578 and encodes 180 amino acids. The record is from RefSeq and is a predicted model, not a curated record. NCBI's taxonomy places the organism in Eukaryota, Viridiplantae, Streptophyta, Magnoliopsida, Fabales, Fabaceae. The transcript has 2 exons.
UGAGAUCCCUCUACCAAUUUGAUUGCAUAAGAAAAAUGAGAACACAAAUUGAUGAUAGUGCAUCAGAGAAGAAUCAUCUUGCAAUGCUUAAGCUUAUUGAUUGGGCUCUGAGGCUCUGUUCGGUCCCAUUCUCAGUGGCAACCAUAUGGAUCACUGUGACAAACAAGGAGGACAACAGCAGCUACGGAAUGGUGAAAUAUAACGAUCUCUCUGGUCUCAAGUAUAUGGUCUUAGUUAGCGCUCUCUGUGCUUGUUAUGCUCUUGCUGCUGCGGCUUCCUCAUGGCUCAAAUUCUUAGUAUCCAAGGCUUGGAUUUUCUUUCUCUCUGAUCAGAUUAUAGCUUAUUUAACGAUCACAUCAGUAGCCGCAGUAACGGAGAUAUAUUACCUGGUUUACCAUGGUGCUAAGGAAGAUUCUUGGAGUGAAGCCUGUAGUUCUUAUGGCAUGUUUUGCAGCAAAGUGAAGUUGGCUAUAAUCCUCCAUGUGAUUACUUUUUUUUGCUUCUUUGUUUUAUCUGUGAUUUCAGCUUUCAGAGCGUUUAUUGUCUUUGAUCCUCCUAUCAAUUCUCAAGAGGUGUAACGAGAUGCAGAUUAAUUAGGAUUGUCAAUUUGG